AUGUAUAAUAUACUUAGAGUUAAAAAUGCUUUCAAGUAGAAUCGAAAUAAAACACCAUAAGAAUCUGCAAAUCAAAGGCAGAAUAGUUAAAGUUUUUAUGAUUAAAGGUAAAAAUUUUGAUUGGAAUUUGAAAGCAAUUAUUCGUUGAGUGUGACAAAAAGUAAGACGAAUAAUUCAACUACAAUAAAUACAAUAAAUAGAACUAUUAACUCUUUUUAUCUUGGUCCAAGAAGAGAGAAAUUAUAAUCCUAUACAAUAGAGUUAUAAAAAACAAUGGAUGUUGAUUUUGGAAAUAAAUAAAGAACAGGUUUUAGGGAGAGUGGCAGAUUAAGUAGAAAAUUAGUAUGUUAUUUAUAAUAUGUUAAGCAUACAUCAUAUGGACCAUAAUAAUAAAGGCCGAUAUCUCAUAGUAAAUCUGUUAUAUAUGGCAAAAAAGAAAUGGAAAAUAAUGAUGAAUAAAUAUAAGAGUAUGAAUGUUUAUAAUUAGAAAUAUAACUAUUAUUUAAUAAGGUUUGAUUUAGGAACCAGAUAAACCAUUAAUAAAUUCAAAUGAAGAAUUGAGUAAAAUAAAGGAACAAGUUAAUUCUAUGUAUAAGAAUUUAGAACCAGAUACUAUGGAAGUAGAUUAAUGGGAUUAUUAGGUAGAUUAUGAGAAAUUAGAACUUAAUGUAUUUAGUUUGGAUGAAUUAAGAUAUUUAAUUUAAGAAUUUGAAAAGGAAGAAUAUGAAAGAAAUUAUUUGACAAUGGAUAAAAUUUUAUUGAAAAAUAAGUUUUUUUAAAGAUUUGGAUAGGGAAUCAGGAUUGGAAUAAUGGAGAAAGCAUCUAUGGAAAUUCAUGAUGUUGGAAAAGUAAUUCUACAAUUAGGUGCUAAUAGCAAUAAUCUUUAUGUUAUUCUUAGAGGUUCUUGUUAAUAAACAUUGACUAUGGAUAUAUAAUUAUAAGAAUAUGAAUAUUUGACAGUGUAAUCUUAUUUUGAUGGUUAAGAUUUAUCAGAAAUAAAUUUAUUAUAAUUAAAUAAUAGUAGGGGAUAUUCUGCAAAUAAAUUUAUAGAUAUGGUAGAGGAAAUUAAAGAACAUCCAUAAUUAAAAGGUAUAUUUAUGUAAAAUAAAUUUGAGAUCUUUUAAAAAAUGAAAGAACAAAAUUAAUAACAAGUCAUAUAUCAUGUGGAGAAUAAACUUAUUUAUUAAGAAUGGAUAAUGAUUAAUUUUAGAAGAUUUUGAAAUAAUCUAUAGAAAAAGAUAAAGAAUUCAAAUUGAGUAUUUUAUCUUAAAUUAGAUUUUUUUAACAUACUUCUGCAUCUCAAUUAUUACAUUUGGUAGCAGAAUUAGGAAUUCAAAAAUAUUUUUAAGGAGAUUGUGUAGUAAGAAAGGGAGAUUAAUUAAAUAGAGUGAUUAUAAUUGCUUAAGGUGAAUUUGAAAUAGUAGAGGAAAUUUAACUUAAAAGGGAAACGAGAAAUUAUUAUUUAGAAAAUAAAUUAAAACCUUUAGUACAUAAGAAAAUCAUAGAUAAGAAUACUAAGCCUAUAUUACCUAGAGAUUUUGCAGAUUAAUCUUUUGAUUUAUCUUUAAAUAACAAUUAAAAUUAAUAAGUUAUAAGAAAUUCAAAAUGCUAUUAAUAUUGUAAUAAAUAAAUUAGAGGUAAAAAUGAAAUUUCAUAUACUCAUUUACAUGUAUUAAAAACAUUAAAGAAAUGUGAUGUGAUUUGUGGUAGAUCAUUAUUAGUAUUAUAUGAUAAUGAAUAUGAUUAAGAAUAGACAAGUAAUGCAAAGUAAUCAAUAUAUAUAUAUAUAUAUAAAUAGAUUAACAGUUGUUGUAAAGAGUGUAUAAGGUAGUGUAUUCUUUUUGGAUGAAAAAAGAUAUUAAAAUCUUCCAGAAAGUUUAUAAAAUCAAAUCUUAGCAGGAUUAAGAUCUAUGAAAGAAUUUGAUGAUUAUGAAAUAGAUCAUAUAAGAAAAUAAAUAAAAACAUGGGAGAAAUAUAAAUAAAAUUUAUAUUAAUAAUUUAUAUUGGAGAAACGAUAAAAUACUUUUAAAACAUACUGA
Messenger RNA from Paramecium pentaurelia, 2039 nucleotides. The record is from the annotation of a GenBank genome assembly. NCBI's taxonomy places the organism in Eukaryota, Ciliophora, Oligohymenophorea, Peniculida, Parameciidae.